Molecule: messenger RNA, 1620 nt
Organism: Coccomyxa subellipsoidea C-169
Lineage: Eukaryota; Viridiplantae; Chlorophyta; Trebouxiophyceae; Coccomyxaceae
Product: Phosphoribosylaminoimidazole carboxylase
Exons: 11
Coding region: 1-1620 (539 amino acids)
Biological process (GO): 'de novo' IMP biosynthetic process
Molecular function (GO): metal ion binding; phosphoribosylaminoimidazole carboxylase activity; ATP binding
Source: RefSeq, a predicted model, not a curated record
AUGGGCAUAAAGGUGGAAGUGCUGGACCCCACACCAGAUUGCCCAGCAGCUGUUGUGGCCAGGCAGACGCUUGGCAGCUUCAGGGAUCCUGUGAAGAUCAGGGAGUUUGCAGAGGGAGUGGAUGUGCUCACAGUGGAGAUCGAGCACAUUGACGCAGAUGCUCUGGACAGCGUGGCUUCAGAGCUGGGCCUUGAUGUGGAGCCCACACCCUCCACCCUCAGACUCAUACAGGACAAGCUCGUGCAGAAGAGGCACUUCCAGAGCGCCGGAGUGCCGGUGGCGGACUUUCUUGGGAUUGAUGAUCCGGCAGCCGCGCAGGCCGCUGCACAAGCUUUCAGCUUCCCCUUCAUGCUGAAGGCUCGCAGGCUGGCGUACGAUGGCAGGGGGAACGCGGUGGUGCAGAGCAGGGAGGAGCUAGAGGGCGCAGUCGAGCAGCUGGGGGGGUAUGGCCAGGGGCUUUACGCCGAACGAUGGGCACCCUUCGUCAAGGAGCUGGCGGUGAUGGUGGGGCGCAGCAGGGAGGGCAGCACGAGGGCGUUCCCUGUCGUAGAGACCGUGCACAGGAACAGCAUCCUGCUGGUCACAGAGGCGCCCGCGCAGGUUUCACCAGAUGUGCAGCGACGCGCUCAGGAAGUCGCGGAGCAAGCUGUUGCCUGCCUUGACGGCGCGGGCGUGUUUGGGGUGGAGAUGUUUCUGCUGGAGGACGGCGGCCUGCUGCUGAACGAGGUGGCGCCGCGGCCGCACAACAGCGGCCACUACACUAUUGAGGCAUGCGCCACCAGCCAGUAUGAGCAGCACCUGCGUGCAGUCAUGGGCUGGCCGCUCGGCGACACCAGCCUCGCCGUUGGCGCCUGCAUUAUGCUGAACAUUCUGGGGGAGGCUGAUGGAGAGGAGGGCAUUCAGAGGGCCCAUGAGGUUAUGGCACGCGCAUACCAGGUGCCGGGCGCGAGCGUGCACUGGUACGGCAAGGCUGAGGUGGCGCGCCAGCGCAAGGUGGGCCACGUCACCAUCGUGGCGCCCGACGCGGUCGAGGCGCGCAGCAGGCUCGCCGCCGUAGACCCCAACGCGGCCGCCGCCCUCGCCAGCACAUCAGGGAGGGAGGAGGGCGGGCAGCAGCCGCGCGUGGGCAUCAUAAUGGGCUCGGACUCGGACCUGCCCACAAUGCGCGCGGCGGCCGAGGUCCUGCGCGACUUCGGCAUCGCCGCGGAAGUCACCGUGGUCUCGGCACACCGCACGCCCGACCGCAUGCUGGAGUAUGCACGAUCCGCGCACUCGCGCGGCAUCAAGGUAAUCAUAGCCGGGGCGGGCGGCGCCGCGCAUCUGCCGGGGAUGGUAGCCGCGCUGACGCCGCUGCCGGUCAUCGGCGUCCCGGUGAAGCCGGCCGGCGCGCACCUCGACGGCCUCGACGCCCUCCUCUCCAUCGUGCAGAUGCCGCGGGGGGUCCCGGUGGCGACGGUGGCGAUAGGGAACGCUGCGAACGCUGGCCUGCUGGCGGCGCGCAUCCUGGCCGCUCACGAGCCGGCGCUGCUGCAGCGCAUGUUGGAGUACCAGGAAGGCAUGCGCACCACCGUGCUCGGCAAAGCGCAGCGCCUGGAGACCGUUGGCUGGGAGGAUUACUGA